Molecule: messenger RNA, 1394 nt
Organism: Hemibagrus wyckioides
Lineage: Eukaryota; Metazoa; Chordata; Actinopteri; Siluriformes; Bagridae
Gene: ntmt1
Product: N-terminal Xaa-Pro-Lys N-methyltransferase 1
Exons: 4
Coding region: 134-844 (236 amino acids)
Biological process (GO): N-terminal protein amino acid methylation
Cellular component (GO): cytoplasm
Molecular function (GO): N-terminal protein N-methyltransferase activity
Source: RefSeq, a predicted model, not a curated record
UAAACGAAUCAGCCAAUCAAAGAGCAGAACGCGUUAUUUGCCGGAAUACAGGUGGGGAAAAGAGGUAACUAGUGGCAGUGGUGAAGUGGCAGGCUGAGUUGGGUCAUGUCCCUAAUUUAGGGUGCGAUCAUUUAUGAGCGCAGGAAGCCACGGGAAAAGACAUUCAGAGAGGAUGGAGGAUCACGUGGUCGAGGACGAGACCUCGUUUUACGUGAAGGCGGAGCAGUACUGGAAGGACAUCCCGCCCACUGUGGACGGAAUGCUGGGAGGUUACGGGAGCAUUUCCAGCGUCGACAUCAACGGUUCCAAAAAGUUCCUGCAGAAAUUCCUCGGGGAGGGCAAAGGUAAGACGAGACCAGGCUGUGCUCUGGACUGUGGCGCAGGAAUUGGCCGCAUCACCAAGCGCCUUCUCUUGCCACUCUUCCGUACCGUGGACUUGGUAGAUGUGACGCAGGAGUUCCUGGACAAAGCACGCUCUUACCUAGGUGAAGAGGGCAAGCGAGUGGAGAACUACUUCUGCUGUGGCCUGCAGGAUUUCCAACCUCAGCCAGAUCGCUACGACGUCAUCUGGAUCCAGUGGGUCAUCGGUCACCUGACUGACGAUCACCUGGUGGAGUUCCUCAGGCGAUGCCGCAGUGCCCUGCAUCCCGAUGGCUUGAUCGUGAUCAAGGAUAACGUUGCAUACGAAGGUGUCGUCCCUGACGAGGUGGACAGCAGUGUGUGCAGAGAUCUGCCCUUACUGCGCCGCAUAGUGGCCAGAGCUGGACUCAGCAUCAUCCAUGAGGAACAGCAACAGAACUUCCCUGAGGAGAUCUACCAGGUCCACAUAUUAGCUCUUAGAUAGAACGUUCUGAGAGAAAGAAAUCAUGUUCACUCCACACGCGGCCAUUUUUAAUAAUGCAUCAGGUUGGAACAUUGCAAAAUGGUUAAUAUGUGCCUGUAUUAAGGGUCUGCACUUUUAAGAAAUGCAGUUCUCAAGGUCUGUUUUGCACCCAGAGCCCUGGACUUGCGCUAUCAGGGAGCACAGACUUCAUAUGAUAUAAACAGUUUUACAUUUUUAAGAUAUCUAAAUGUCCUCUGGUCUGUAAUUACUCAGGACAGGUUCGGAGGACGGAAUAUUCGAUAAACAGAAGAGCAUGCUUGUGCUUUCACAGGAAUAAGAUUUGAUAUCUAUGUGUAUUUUGACCCAGACUCUGUUUGUGGUGAAACUAAUGCGUCUGGUUUGUGUGUAAGUUAUUAAGAGACAUUUUCAUGUGUGCAUGUAUUGUAUUUGUUAUGAGUGACUGUGGACUUGAAUACAUAAACAGCUUUCUAGAAAAUAUUCUUGUAUUGUGUCCUUUAUGCUCCCGAGCCCCGUAAAAAUAAUUUCAUUAAAAUAAAUAAAGUAAGCCAGA